AAUCCUCAAGCACAGGGGUUAUAACGACCACGAGCCCCACAAAUCAAGCCCUCCAAAAUACAAACCCAAAUGAGUUCUUACUUUGUAAACUCGUUCUCAGGACGCUAUCCUAAUGCCCCAGACUAUCAGCUGUUAAAUUAUGGGGCCGGCAGUUCCAUGAACGGAUCUUAUAGAGAUCCAGGCAACAUGCACGCCGGCUCUUACGGGGGAUACAACUACAAUGGAAUGGAUCUGAGCAUCAGCCGAUCAUCCUCCUCCUCCAGCCACUUUGGAGCGGUUGGGGAGAGCUCUCGCGCCUUCUCUGCCCAAGCAGCGCCCGAAAACAGGUUCAGACAAGCGUCCAGCUGCUCCUUGUCUUCUCCCGAAUCCCUCCCUUGCACCAGCAGUUCCAGCAGCACCAGCACCAGCAGCGGCGGCGGCGGUGGCGGCAGCAGCGGCGGCGGCGGCGGUGGUGGCGAAAGCCAUGGAGGCAAGGCAGCCGGGUCCUCCCCUGCCGACCAGGCAGCCUCUGUCGGCGCGGCUAGCGCCACCGUGUUUGCUGAGAUAGACGAGACCAGCGCGUCCUCGGGGCCCGAAGAGAGCGGCUCCCAAGUCAACAGCAACGGCGCCCGAGCUCAGGCAGAGCCGAUCGCCACCACCACGCCGGCCACGGAAGGACAAAGCCCGCAGAUAUUCCCCUGGAUGCGAAAGCUUCACAUUAGCCACGAUAUGACCGGACCGGAUGGCAAACGAGCCCGAACGGCGUAUACUCGCUACCAGACCUUGGAGCUGGAGAAGGAGUUUCACUUUAACCGCUACCUCACCCGCAGAAGGCGAAUAGAAAUAGCCCACGCUUUGUGUCUCUCCGAAAGACAGAUAAAAAUCUGGUUCCAAAACAGGCGAAUGAAGUGGAAGAAAGAUAACAAACUCAAAAGUAUGAGCUUAGCAUCUGGUGGUAGUGCUUUUCAACCAUAAAUUAUAUCAAGGUGGAAUAUUAAGAAAUAGAAAAGAGGGGCAGGAAGUAAGAAAGUUUAAAACAAGCAAGCAAAUGAAAAGCAACAGCCAGAUUUGUUUUUGUUAAGUUGGAGUACUGUAAAGUGAAGCACUUUCCAUUCAGCAUGCUGUUGAUUUUUUAAUUAUUAUUAUUAUUAAUUAUUAUUAAUAAUAAUAAACAAUUUCAUGGGUACUAUUAUUCCAGGAUUGUGUCUUUUGCUGCAAUCACCCCCUUUAAAUUAAAAGAUAAAAUCCAGAGGCUUCUUUGAUGCUUUAGAUGUUUUAAAUGUUUGUGUCCGUGCUAUAAUGAUGCUUUCUGGAAAAAGUUAGCAUGUCCUUUUCUUUUCUCUUUUCUUUCUUUUAAUGUGCUUUUUAAAUGUUAUAACUUAUUUAUAAGCCAGUAUGGGGAAAGAAAGAUGGGUUCUUAAAAGUUCACAACUUUAUGUGGAACCCUACAUCUUUUCCUUCUACUCUCACGUUGAGGGGCUCCUGCAGUUCACUAGCAGGAAGAAAAAAAAAGAAAGAAAAUUAAAAACCAUCAACUCAACAAACCCUUUUCUUAAAAAAAAAAACCAGUAUAUCUCUCUAUAUAAGCUCAUGUAUCUGUCUUUGAAAUUGUCAAGUCUGUGAUUUGAUUCCUGGCCUUGUUUUUAUCACAGGCCAGUUCUGCAACUUUCCUUCUUUCUUUUUUAAAUAAAUGUGAGUGAAGUUCACUUUAAAA
This is a messenger RNA of Thamnophis sirtalis, 1693 nucleotides long. RefSeq names its product homeobox B5 (gene HOXB5). Gene Ontology annotation, biological process: regulation of transcription by RNA polymerase II; anterior/posterior pattern specification. NCBI's taxonomy places the organism in Eukaryota, Metazoa, Chordata, Lepidosauria, Squamata, Natricidae. Gene Ontology annotation, cellular component: nucleus. The record is from RefSeq and is a predicted model, not a curated record. Gene Ontology annotation, molecular function: DNA-binding transcription factor activity, RNA polymerase II-specific; RNA polymerase II cis-regulatory region sequence-specific DNA binding.